CCCUAGAUCGACAUCAGUUUUAUUCCACCAUCUGUCUAGGAAAGAUGUCUUCCAACAAGUGCACCAUCGUCUUCGUCCUCGCUUGCUGUCUGCUGGCUCUGGCGUCUGCCUAUCCCCAGCCGGAACCCGAGGAGUAUCUGCCCCUGGUGCGCCAUGUGCGCUCUCCCGAAGGUGGUUCAGUGGUUUUCGAGGCAGGCAAGGAUGCGCAGAGAGGGCGCGAGGCCAGCGUGCAGUACAAUCACAAUCUGUACACCAGUCGCGAUGGGCGUGGCAGUGUCGAUGCCCAGGCCCAUGCAAGCCGCAACUUUGAUUACAAUCGCAACGACUAUGGCGGCGGCAUUCAGGCAUCCUGGAAGUUCUAAGCAAGGAUUGCAUUUAGAAUAAAGACAAGUUAAAUUAUACAAUCAAAUAAUUCCA
Molecule: messenger RNA, 417 nt
Organism: Drosophila guanche
Lineage: Eukaryota; Metazoa; Arthropoda; Insecta; Diptera; Drosophilidae
Gene: edin
Exons: 1
Coding region: 45-362 (105 amino acids)
Source: RefSeq, a predicted model, not a curated record